AUGGCAAGGAAGAUGCUGGUUGAUGGGGAGCUGAACAAAACCAAUGAGGUGGAGGGUCACUAUGACUUUGAUUUGUUCGUAAUUGGUGCAGGCAGUGGCGGAGUUCGUGCUUCAAGAUUCUCAGCUCAGAAUGGAGCUAAGGUUGGUAUCUGUGAGCUCCCAUUUCAUCCUAUCAGCUCAGAAACUGUUGGAGGAGUUGGUGGAACGUGUGUUAUUCGUGGUUGUGUUCCUAAAAAGAUUCUGGUCUAUGGUGCUUCUUUUGGGCCUGAACUGGAGGACUCAAGGAAUUAUGGAUGGGAACUUAACGAGAGGAUUGAUUUCAAUUGGAAGAAACUUUUACAGAAGAAGACUGAAGAAAUAGUUAGAUUAAAUGGGAUCUACAAGCGGUUACUUGCAAAUGCAGGAGUUAAGCUAUUUGAAGGAGAAGGGAGAGUUGCUGGUCCUAAUGAAGUUGAAGUGAUUCAAUUGGAUGGAACCAAAAUUAAUUAUUCAGCAAAACACAUUCUAAUUGCAACAGGAAGCCGUGCUCAACGUCCACCUAUAACAGGCCAGGAAUUAGCCAUAACCUCUGACGAGGCUUUGAGCUUGGAAGAGUUACCAAAGCGAGCUGUUGUACUGGGUGGAGGGUAUAUUGCUGUUGAAUUUGCUUCUAUUUGGCGAGGGAUGGGUGCAACAGUGGAUUUGUGUUUCAGAAAGGAACUUCCUUUAAGAGGCUUUGAUGAUGAGAUGCGAGCAGUGGUUGCAAGAAAUCUGGAAGGCAGGGGUAUCAACCUACAUCCCAGAACAACCUUAACUGAGCUGGUUAAAACUGAACAUGGUAUAAAAGUUCGUACUGAUCAUGGUGAAGAAAUUGUGGCUGAUGUUGUCCUCUUUGCCACAGGUCGGGCUCCGAACACCGGAAGGUUAAACCUGGAAUCUGUAGGUGUUGAGCUUGAUAAGACGGGAGCUAUUAAGGUUAAUGAAUACUCCUGCAGCAACAUUCCCAGCAUAUGGGCCAUAGGUGAUGUUACAAAUCGAAUGAAUCUAACUCCUGUUGCCCUGAUGGAAGGAACUUGCUUCGCAAAAACUGUUUUUGGUGGACAGCCUACUGCACCUGAUUACGAUCAUAUCCCUUGUGCUGUGUUCUGCAUACCGCCACUAUCUGUAGUUGGUCUUAGUGAGGAACAGGCUAUAGAGCAAGCAAAUGGUGAUAUUUUAGUUUUCACAUCAUCAUUUAAUCCAAUGAAGAACACAGUUUCGGGACGACAAGAGAAAACGAUUAUGAAGCUUAUUGUUGAUGCUGUGUCUGAUAAAGUUCUUGGAGCAUCCAUGUGUGGGCCAGAUGCACCUGAGAUCAUGCAGGGCAUUGCUAUUGCACUCAAAUGUGGAGCCACCAAAGCUCAGUUUGACAGUACGGUUGGCAUUCACCCUUCUGCUGCCGAGGAAUUUGUCACCAUGCGUUCAGUAGCUAGGCGAGUCUCACCUGUUAAACAAAAGACCAACCUAUAG
Messenger RNA from Striga hermonthica, 1488 nucleotides. The record is from the annotation of a GenBank genome assembly. NCBI's taxonomy places the organism in Eukaryota, Viridiplantae, Streptophyta, Magnoliopsida, Lamiales, Orobanchaceae.